AUGACAUCAACCUGGCAACCGUCCCAAGACGGGCUCGCAGAGCUCGUUCAGCUCUUCCGCGACUCGCAAAGCCCACAGAUGGACGUCCAAGAGAGGAUCGCCCAGCGCCUCGAUGCGGUCAGCCAGAUCCCCGACUACGCCAACUACUGCGUCUUCACCCUCACCUCGCUCACCACCGAAGACCUCGCAACGCGCUCCGUCGCCGGCCUCAUCCUCAAGAACCACAUCCUCUUCCACCACGACCUCAUCUCGCCCGAGUCGUUCGAGUACGUCAAGCAGGCCAUCAUCCCCGCGCUCAGCCUGCCCGAGGACAUGCUCCGCCGCACAGCCACCCAGGUCGUCUCGAUGCUCAUGACCAUCCUCACGCCGCAGGGCUGGCCAGAAGGCCUCUCCAAGCUCGGCGAACUCAUGGGCUCCCAAAACACAGACGAGGCAGAGGGCGCCUUCAGCUCGCUCGCAAAGAUCUGCGAAGACAUUCCGCGCGAGCUCGAGCUGUGCGAGAUCAACGGCGUCAAGCCCAUCGACAUCCUCAUCCCCAACUUCAUCAACGCCACCCAGCACGCCGACUCGCGCCUGCGCAUGCAUGCGCUCAACUGCCUCAACCAGUUCGUCCAGAUCGGCUCCACCGCGCUCCAGGCGCACAUCGACGCCUUCCUCGCCGCGCUCUUCAAGCGCGCCUCCGACGAGAGCGCCAACGUGCGCAGAUACGUAUGCCAGGCGCUCGUGCUCAUCCUCGGCGUCAGGCCAGAUAAGCUCAUCCCCGAGAUGGACAACGUGGUCGAAUACAUGCUCUACUCGACCCAGGACAAGGACGACGACGUCUCGCUCGAGGCGUGCGAGUUCUGGCUCCAGUUCGCCGAAGAGCCCUCGCUCAAGGACAAGCUGCGCCCCUACCUCGCCAAGGUGGCGCCCGUGCUGCUCAAGGGCAUGGUGUACAACGAGCUCGACCUGCUCAUGCUCGGCGGCGACGAGGACGAUGCCGCCGUGCCCGAUCGUGCCGAGGACAUCAAGCCGCGCCACUACGGCGGCGGCGGCGCGCACAGGAACGAGCACCUCGACGACGCCGCUGCGGCCAACGGCGGUGCGGCGGCGACGGGCAAGUCGCGUGCCGCCAUCGAGGCGCAGGACGACGAAGAGGACGACUUCGACGAGGACGACGAGGACGACGAAGACGACGACGGCAUCUCGGACUGGAAUCUGCGCAAGUGCUCCGCCGCCGCGCUCGACGUCAUGGCGGUCAACUUUGGCGACGAGCUGCUCGAGAUCCUGCUGCCCUACCUCAAGGAGCGUCUGUUCAGCGACGACUGGCUGCAGCGCGAGUGCGGCAUCCUGGCGCUCGGCGCCAUUGCCGAGGGCUGCAUCGCCGGCAUCCAACCGCAUCUGCCCACGCUCGUGCCGUUUCUGAUCAACAGCCUCAAGGACUCGAAACCGCUCGUGCGCUCCAUCACCUGCUGGACGCUCGGCCGAUACUCGAGCUGGUGCGUGGCCGCCGAGACGCCCGAGCACCAGCAGCAGUUCUUCGUGCCUGCCAUGGAGGGCCUGCUGAGCAUGGUGCUCGACAACAACAAGCGCGUCCAGGAGGCCGGCUGCAGCGCCUUCGCCACGCUCGAGGAGGAGGCGGGACGCAACUUGGAACCGUUCCUCGAGCCGGUGCUCAAGACGCUCGUAUACGCGUUUGACAAGUACCAACAGAAGAAUCUGCUCAUCCUCUACGAUGCCUUGGGGACGCUGGCGGACUCGGUGGGUUCGGCGUUGAAUCGGCCCGAGUACGUCGAGAUCGUGAUGCCGCCAUUGAUCGCAAAGUGGCAAGGGCUGCACGAUACGGAUCCGGAUCUGAUCCCGCUGCUCGAGUGCAUGUCGUCCGUGACGAUCGCCGUGGGUCCUGGCUUCCUGCCGUACUCGCCGCCGGUGUUCCAGCGAUGCGUGGGCAUCGUGCACGACAAUCUGGCGGCGGCCGAGGCCGAGGCGCAGAAGCCGGCGGUGGAGCAGGACGUUCCCGACCGCACCUUCAUCAUUGUGGCGCUCGACCUGCUGAGCGGGCUGACGCAGGGGCUCAAUACGGCGGUGCGCGAUCUGGUGGCGGGAUCGCAGCCGUCGCUGCUGCCGCUGCUGGGCCACUGCAUCACCAACGUCGAGGCGCCGGUGCGCCAGUCGGCGUAUGCGCUGCUGGGCGAUCUGGCCAUCUCGUGCUUCGACCUGCUCAAGCCGUAUCUGCCCGCGCUCAUGCCCGAGCUCAUCCGACAGAUCGAGCCCGAGCCCAAGAUGGAGAAUGUGUCGGUGUGCAACAAUGCGGCGUGGGCGGUGGGCGAGAUUGCGCUCCAGUACGGGUCGGAUGCCGAGCUGACGCAGUGGGUGGACGAGCUGAUCAAGCGGCUGGUGCCCGUGCUGCUCUCGACCAAGUCGGUCAAGUCGCUCUCGGAGAAUGCGGCGGUGACGAUCGGCCGGCUGGGACUGGUGCAGCCGCAGCUGGUGGCGCCGCAUCUGGACGUCUUCAUCGAGUCGUGGUGCCAGGCGCUGUGGGACAUCAAGGACAACGACGAAAAGGACUCGGCCUUCCGUGGACUGUGCGAGAUGAUCCAGGUGAACCCCAACGGCGCCGCCAAGGGAUUCGUCUACUUUUGCAACGCCGUCGUACGAUGGUCCACGCCGAGCGCCGAGCUCAACGACAUGUUCCGCAAGAUCCUCACCGGCUUCCGCGACAUGAGCGGGCCGCAGUGGGACGUGCAGAAGGCGCAGUUCCCGCCCGUCAUCGUCCAGAGGCUCGCCGACCGGUAUGGGCUGUGA
Molecule: messenger RNA, 2784 nt
Organism: Moesziomyces aphidis
Lineage: Eukaryota; Fungi; Basidiomycota; Ustilaginomycetes; Ustilaginales; Ustilaginaceae
Source: the annotation of a GenBank genome assembly